AUGAGUGUCUAUCUACCAUCCCUGGAUAGUUAUAGUAUCAUUGAACCAGAACUGUUUAUAGAAGACAAGAGAUCACCGAGCCCUGGUCGCAAAGCAUCUAGAGACUUCGUAACAGAUCCUGAUCUUGAACAACCGUCCGAUGAAAAUGAAGAGUCAGACGCAAGUGAUGUGGAAACAGACACAACGCUUCCACAAAUAACCACCGGAAGUAGUUUUCGACCAGAACCACUCCAACGUCGCCCGACGCAUGCGGAAGUGUUUACACUGCCCCCUAUUGAGGAAAAUGGAGGUGUGGAAACUUCAGGAACUGUUUCAACAACGCCCACACCGUCUCCAUUAAACGAACCAUCUUUGAAUAAAUCUCUUAAUUCAAACCAGACCCAUCGUGUACGUUUUCUUCGACAUUCUAAAUCCAUCGAUUUUACGUCACUACUACCGGAAACUAACCAACUGGAACCGGAAGUGGACAUGACAGCUCGAGAGAGAAGACGGAUGAGGCGAUCACACAGCCUGUUUCAUGUUCUCAAACCAAUCAAUAAACAAUAUAUUCCCAACCCACAAAAGGCUAGAGAGAGGUUCUAUAAAGUUGUCAGAAAACUAAUGAUAGUAAAAGUUGUAGAAAGAUGUAUCGCUCAAAAAUCUGAUGCUGGUGAUAAACCAUCCACGUUGAAUCAGUUGACACAAGUUGAUGACACUCUAGAGGAAAACCUCAGGAAUCAAGGACUGUCGUUUGAUCCUUCUUAUUUUAAAGCUAAACGAGAGAUCAAUAUCAGCAGUGAGGUGAAACAUAUACUAAGUUUAGAGAAAGAACAGCGAACACCAGAACAAAUUCAAACAGCUAUGUUUGGUUUACAAAGUUUACGGUCUUUCGCUGAAUACCCUCUACACAUGCAGGAAAAACUAUGCAAGGUCGCCAUUUAUGAAGUGGUGCCACCAAAACGUGUUCUAAUUAGACAAGGUCACCAUGCCGAGAAUUUUUACUUUAUUUUAUCAGGACAAGCGGUAGUAACGAUCUUGGUAAAAGAUCCUAAAACUGGGGAAUCAGUCAACAGAGUGGCUACCAUCAUGAGGAAGGGGAUGAGUUUUGGGGAACUUGCCUUACUACAUCAUUCUCGACGUACAGCCACUGUGUCCAGUCAGGAUACUGUACAGAUGUUAACUAUUGGUCGAGAAGAUUUCUUUGAUAUUUUCAUGGCUGGGAGUGGCCCGGGGCAAAUACCAGAUCAUAUCAAAUUUGUAAGUCAGCUAGAUUUCAUGAAAAACUGGCCAAUAGACAGACUGGUAGAAAACUCACAACAUUGUCUGUUACAUUUCUUCAAAAGAAAUGUAGUAAUAGUAAAAGAUAGUAGAGUUAAUGAUUGGCUAUAUGUUGUUAAAUCAGGAUCAUGUCAAGUAAUGAAGAUGUUAAAAGGGGUAACAGCUAGAACCAGUUUAAGUAAAAAAGAUGUCAAGAUGGAUGAUAGUUGGGAACUUCCUAAUCUACCAACUGCUGAACAAGAAGCUAAAGUUGACACUGGAAGGAAGAAGAAAAGAAAAGAAGACUUAACUGAAGAACAGUUAUUUAGAAGGUCAAUGUGUAAAUCAGCUAAGGAAGAACGAGAUCGAAAAAAAGGGGAGAGAAUGAGUGCUAAAUAUAGAUCACCUAGAAUAAUGAAAUCGGCUCAUCCUAACCUAGCACCAACUAAACCAGGCAAUGUUUUUGUUCAAGUUGAACAUCUCAAACCACGUGAUGUCUUCGGUCUUCCAUCUAUUCAGUUUGAUGACGAUAUCGCUAAAUCUGAAACCUCCGUUAGUUUGGUAAGCAGAGGCGCCGAAUGCAUCAUGGUUUCUAAAGAAUUCUACGUCAAACACGCAAACGAACAGGUGAAGAAACUGAUCCGUCAACAAGUCCGACCAUAUCCGGCGGAAGAAACGUUUCAAGAAAACCUGCAAAUCAAAACGGAUUGGGAAUACUAUAAGCAGGCAAUGGUUGGGGAAAUAACAGAAGAAUUGCGAUCUGAAAGUCGCUCAAGUUGUUGAUAGGGCUGUGCAGAAACGGACAUACGAACGUAUCUUUACGUUUUGAUAAGUGCUUUACUUUUAGAAAAAAUCUGCAGUACCUCUAAAUGACAGAAGGGUGGAUAUGAACGAAUGUUUUGGUUCAUUUUGAUAUAGUGCUUUAUUUUUGGAAAUGCAAAAAUGGUGGGAUCUAUUUACUUCUGUCCAAAUAAGUCUAUUUACGUAUUUUUUGUUCUGUAUAAACUGAUAAUGUCGCAUCUUAAAGACUCAUUAAUGCUGGAAUUUGUUAAUCUUUCCAGCGUGCAUCUCGAUGAAAUCUCAGUCGCUCCAUUUCAUUUCGUACAGAUAAAUUUAUGUGCAGGAUUCUCUUUUAAAUAAAAAUAGGCACGACUGUGGAACAUCAUGUGGUUUUCAAUUCACCGUCAUGAUCUGUAUUUUAUUGUGUAAAAGCUUGGGUUCUUAUGCCAUUUCUUAAGUUACAGUACAGAUUGAAAAAUAGAACACUUCCUGGCUUUUGAUAACCAACUGAAAUUCUCAGUCCAUAUAAACACAGGCCAGUAUCUUCAUUCAGUCGUUAUUUUGUAUUGAUGAGUUUUAUUAUAUAUAAUUGAUGAUUCAAUAAAAAACAUGAUCAUAA
Lottia gigantea (owl limpet) is the source of this 2635-nucleotide messenger RNA. RefSeq lists its product as hypothetical. The coding region runs from base 1 to 2019 and encodes 672 amino acids. The record is from RefSeq and is a predicted model, not a curated record. Lineage: Eukaryota; Metazoa; Mollusca; Gastropoda; Lottiidae. The transcript has 14 exons.